UUAGUGAAAAUAUCAGGUACUUAAUUGAAAUCCAUGUUAUGAAUUAAAUUUUAUUUCAAGAGAGAAAUAAAUAAAUAAUCGUGACAUAACCUCAAUUAAAUUUGCAUGCGAUCCAAAACGUCAAUAAUAAACAUAUUUAUAACCAAGAAAUAUUUUUAGAGUAAAUUGAUUUAUUUUAAUCAUAUUUCAGUUUUCAAAAUGAAUGAAAAAAAAAGAAAAAAAGGAUCAACAUCUGGAGAAGAAAUGUUUGCAGCUGUAAAUUUAGUAUUAACUGAUGGCUUAAGUAUUAAUGAAGUUUCAAGAAGAACUGGAAUUGGUAAAACAACUUUACAACGAUAUGUAACAAAAAAGAAAAAUUGUAAAAAUAAUUGCGAUAUAAGUUAUACACCAAAUUAUGAUGUGAAAAAAGUAUUUUCAACAAAAGAUGAAUUUAUAUUGGCUGAAUAUUUAAAACAAUGUGAUUCAAUGAAUUUUGAAUUAAAUGGUAUUGGAAUGAGAAAAAUGGCAUUUCAAUUUGCUAAAAUAAAUAAAAUAAUAAUGCCACCAUCGUGGAAAAUUCACAAAAUGGCAGGAAGUGAAUGGCUAAGAUUAUUUUUAAAACGUCAACAUCUUAAUAUUAAAAAAUUGCCAAAAAUUAAUUCAACAUCACAAAAAAUGACUCCAUUUAAUAAUCGUAAUAUUAAAAAAUUUUAUGACAAUUUAAUGGAAACGUUAAUUAAUUAUUCAACAAUAAAUGAGAGUGAAGGAGAGAAAAUUUUAAAUUUUAAUAAUAAAACAAAUUCAUCUGCAUCAAAUUAUGAACAAUCUGUGAAAGAAGAUUUAAAUAUUGUCAAAGUUGAAAUUCCAAAUGAAUGGGACUUAUUGUUGGAAGUUACUAAGGAUUCAUCAGCAAGCGUUGAUUCAAAUGAACAAAUUAAAAAUGAGGAUAUAAACAUUUGGAAUGAAAAUAUCGAAGUAAAAAUUGAAAAUUCAUUUCAAUUAGAAGAAAAAAAUGAUGAUGAUUUAGAGAAAAAAAAAGAAUUUGCUCUUUCUAUGGUUAAUUCAUUGUUGGAAACAUUUGAUGAACUUCCAAUUGAUUCCAUAGAUUCUUUGAUGUCAGAAGAAAUUGAAGAAAAAUUAAAUGUUUUAGUUGAUAAAUUGAAAUUUCUUUUUAUUAAAAAUAAUACGACUAGAAAAAAUAAAUCUUUGCAGAGAUGAUAAAAAUCAAUUUUU
Leptopilina boulardi is the source of this 1212-nucleotide messenger RNA. RefSeq lists its product as uncharacterized. The record is from RefSeq and is a predicted model, not a curated record. The transcript has 4 exons. Bases 199 to 1197 code for a protein of 332 amino acids. NCBI's taxonomy places the organism in Eukaryota, Metazoa, Arthropoda, Insecta, Hymenoptera, Figitidae.